CCCUUGGCAACUUGCAUCCCCUCCCCCUCCCCCUCUCCACCUGUCUGGCUGCGUCUCCUUUCCAUCGGGCCCCCUUCUUGUAGCUGCACCCUCGCCGCUGCACACACGCGGCUGGUCAAACCCAUGAGCGGUUCCUCGCGGAAGACGCGCCGGACGCCGAGCGCGUCAGCAUCCCGCGCGUCACCGCCCCCACAAGCCCCCUCCGGCCGGCGGACAAGCCCCCGGAAGGUGCGCCCGGUGACCGGGCGCCUCGCCCGGCGUCUGGCGUAUGAUCGAAUUCUGGAGCCCGGCUUCCGGGCCAGCAGCCUGGAUGCUGAUCAGCUCCGCCACCUGCUGGCCGAUGUUGGGGCCCGGCAAAUCCCUACCCAGGCAACCAAGAGUGACCUUGUGCGCAUGCUGGACCAGGUCAUUGAUGAUACCCCCUCGGACUUUGAGGUGUCCUCGGGCGAGGAUUCCGACCUAGAUGACAGUGCCCCGCCGGGCACCGCCCGUCAGCAGCCCCUCGCUCUGGAGGAUCUCCUUUCCGAAAGCCAGGGCGGCACCGGGCGUGCGGCCUCCCGGAGGCAACGAGAUCCGGCGACCAGUCCGGCCCUGGCGCCGGCUUCGGACUCGGCCGCCAAGAAGCGCCCGGCCGAAGAUAGCCCCGAUCAUGGGUCCAAGCGCCGGGCAUCAUCUCGGUCCGCCACCGCCGCCGUCGCCGCCGCCGCCGCCAAAGAGGCGCUCCCUGCAUCGGACCAGGAGAUGGCCUCGGCCUCUGAGGAGGCCCUUUCUCCCGAGCCACGCGCCAGCCGCAAGCGCAAGACCACAACUCCGGCCAAUCCCCCGGGCGUAGACUCCCCACGUAAGUCUUCCCAUCGGAGCACGGCGGCCCCCGCGGCCGGCUCGCCUGCCCUGCUAAUCCCCCACCUGGUUUCGCACUCACCCACCCCCAGCCCCGGCGCCUCGCCGGCUGACAGCGCUAGCCGCUCGCCGCCCGUGCCGACCAUCGCCGCGGCCCAGAAGGAGGCCGUUCGCCGGGCCGUUCGUGCCUCCGUCAAGGAGCCCCUCAGCCUGACCGAGCGGAAGCAGGCGGCCGAGCUCCGGGCCAGUGCCUUCCAGGAGGGGCCGCCCUCGCCGACGCGCCUGCAGGCGCCGGUGUCCCUGAAUUUGGCCUCCUUUUUGCAGCGGUCGCCGAGCAUGCGCAAUGGUGUCUUCCUGGAUGCCGACAGCGCGGCUGCCGGCCAGGGGCCGCGCGAUGACCGGCGCUUCGCCGGCGCUCGGCACAAUGACGAUGACACCAUCGCCUCCGAAGAGAUGGACAGCGCCAGCAGCUAUACCGACUCCCGGCUGACCAGCAGCAGCAGCGGCAGCAGCAGCAGCGAUGACAGCGACCCUUCCGCCAGCGAUGGCCCCAGCAUCUCCGAUGUGUCGGAUGUCCUGGAUUUCAGCGAAACGGAGGAGGAGCCGGAGCAGGCGGCCCGGGCCACAUUGGCCCGGCCAAUGAUGCCGGCUGCCUCGCCGGCCCUCGGGCCCAACCAUCCCCUCCGGGACCUGGACAGCCGGCUUCAACCGACCCCGUCGCCCAUUUCCCCCCUCGUGCACCGGCACAUCCUACACCCGGGAGUACAUCCCCAUGGGCAGACGCCGCCGGUGGCGGAGUUUUCCCGGCCCAUCCGACGCACCGGGUUGCCGGCCUCCCGGGCGGACCCGGCCCCGGGGUCCUCUCGGCACCUGCUGUCUCCUCACCCCGAUCAGGCCGCCCGGCGGACACCGGCCCCGAGCCCGGCAGCCCCGACCCCCGGCCUGUCGCCCUUCUCGCUGGGGCACCUUUUCUCCCCGGAUCGGUCACCAGCCGGGCCCGCGCGCCAGCCUAUGACCCCAAGCUCCGUCACCGCGGCCCGGCCCAAUCGCCUGCUUCGCCUGGCCGGCCUGCUGUUGGCCCUGCUGGCGGCCCUCGUGGCCAGCCUGUCUCUGUACUCCUACCUUUGGCAGUUGGCCCGGUACGAGUCGCUGCCCUACUGCGACUCCCAGUCGCCGGGCGACUUGUGGCCGCCGGCCGACUGGCGGAACCAAUCCUGCCGCCCGUGCCCCUCGCCCGGGGCCAUUCUCUGUGCCGGCGGGUGGCCGAUGCAAUGCACCCGGCGGAGCCAACAGCUGGUCCGUGGCGGCCCGGCAGUGGGUGGCCAUCUCAUUGGCCCGGCUGCCAGCCCCUGGCUGCGGCUCAUCUUCAGCAUGCUGGGCAGCUCCCGCUGGCGCUGCGUGGCCAACCCGAAUGCCGAGCACAUGCGGACCCUCGUGCGCCAGGUCCUGGCCGAGGCCCAUGGCCAGGCCCUGUGCAAGGAACUGCCCCCGGGGCCGGAUGGCUGGCCGGUGCCGGUUUCCCGUCUGGCCCAGCUGGCCUGGCAGCACCUCCACGAGGCUGAGGGGUACAUCCCGCCGGUGCUGCCGGUCAAGAGCCACGACCGGGCGGGGGGCUACUAUGGCCGGCCGGCCAAUGGUGCCGUCAAUGGCCCGGCCUCCCGGAUGUCUCUCAUGCACCCGGACACCUUCUAUCUGUUCUUCGAGGACAUCGUCUCGGAGGCGCGUCUCCUUCCGACGACCCUGUGCCCGCGCCUGCAAUUGCCCUUCAAUUGCCUGCAAUCGGUGGCCAUGGCGGCUGCCGCCUUUCCCGGCAGCAAUGGCGGUGGCGCCGGCGCCGGCGCCGGUGGUGGUGGCACUGGCCCCGGCACCCUCGGCGGGCAUUUCUAUGGCGGCGAGGCCGACACCUCCGGCGGGUCUCGCGGGCCUGGCAUUGACAAUGAGCAGCUCUACUUCCUGGCCGACCCGACGGCCGCCGGGCCGCGUAAGCUUCUCCUGGUCCCGGGGUAUACGCGGUCUUCGGCGUGCCAGGCGCGUCGCCUGGCACGACUGGUCGGCCUGCUGGCGGCCGCCGCCCUCGGCAUGUCGCUGCUGUGGCGGCACUGGCGCGAGUGGGGCGCUCGCCGGGACUGGAUCGAUCAGCGCACCCGCCAAACUCGCGCCCUCCUUCAAAGGCAGGCCGCCAAGGCCCAAUCGCCGGACACCCCGAGCACGUCGGCCGUCCUGUCGAUUGCGCAGCUUCGCGCGGCCGCCUUCGGCGAGAGUCGCCACCUGGAGGAGACUUUCUCGCUGUUCCGGCCGCGCGGCUGGCUUCCAGCGGCCCGGCGCAUGGUUGGUCUUGGCGACUGGCGCCCGGCUGCCUGGCUGCAGGUUGUCGAAGCCAUUCGCCGUGAUGCGCGCAUUCGCGAGAUCACCCACCGCAUUGCCGGCGACGACCAUGACUGUUGGGAGUGGAUUGCCCCGUUGGAUGUGGAUUUCCUGGCCCUGGCCGGUGACCUGGCCGACGGGGGACCGGCCAGCGAGCUGGGACCCGUGGCGGCCUCUCUUGCUGGGGGCCAGCCCUCCCAGCCUGUGACCGCGCCUGCCCAGCUGGAUGGGUCCUUUAGACUGCCCUCCCUCUUCCUCGGUUAGUGUCACUCUCCCCUAUCAUGACCCACAUUACACCUUGCCUCUUGUGCUA
This is a messenger RNA of Fonticula alba, 3517 nucleotides long. RefSeq lists its product as hypothetical. Gene Ontology annotation, molecular function: chromatin binding. The record is from RefSeq and is a predicted model, not a curated record. Gene Ontology annotation, cellular component: nuclear inner membrane. The transcript has 4 exons. Bases 124 to 3468 code for a protein of 1114 amino acids. NCBI's taxonomy places the organism in Eukaryota, Rotosphaerida, Fonticulaceae.